GGCCCUCACUCCUGUGCCUGUUUCGCUCUCUUUCGCCUUCCCUUCUCCCCCUCUCUUCUUCUCCUGUUCGUUUCCUGUUGGUCCAUCCGCCAUCGAUUCCACGAGAAAAAACCCUCGGCUUAGAUCGAAUGGAGUUCGAAGCGCGUUGAGGCACACCGGGACGGCCCAAGAGAGCCCCAGCGGCGAUCCGAUUGCGGUCCCUUGCUUCCUUGUUCCUCGUCCGGAUCUCUAUAUCUCUUGGACUUGUUCGGCUUGACACCCUCGUCCCGGUGGUGGAGCGCAAACGGCGUCCUUGAUGGUAGCCCGAUCAGAGGUACUAGGAUGAGGAAAUGGUCGGAGCGGAGCCUGAUGGAGCUGUACGGUCUCGAUGGGACCAUCGCUGAGCCGUAGGCAUUGUUCCAAAGCAGUUCACGGGGCCAGGGAUCUUUGGACGAGUCAGAUAGUGAACGUCAGGUGAUGGUUUUGGGCAAAUUUACAGACCAAAACAAAAUUAUAUUUGUAGGUGAUAUGAAUGUGAAAUCUGGUACAUGUAAUGUUUGCUCUGCUACUUGCUCCUCUUGUAUGCAUCGGAUUGCCGCAGCAAUGGAGUCAGAUGGUGAUUGUGGAUCCUCUGAUAAUAUCUUUGAAAGGAAAGAAGCAGAUAGUCGUUCUUUUGUUGGUGCCAAAUGUGGAUCUUGUAAUGAUCUGCAAAUUGCAGCUAGUGAAACAAGCAAUUUGUUGAGUGGAAGUUCAAGUCAUGAUUCAUAUUCUGAAAAUGCAGAUAGCAAAACAGUAAGAAAGUCUACUGCAUAUGAUACUUAUGAAGACAUUGAUAUACCCCUAAAGGUUUCAACUGUUGAAGCAGUCAAGGAAGAUAAGGUUCUUCGAAAUGGCACUGCUAGUCUUGGUAAUGGAACAUCAUGCAGCUUUUGCAGACCUGAUUUUGAAAAUGGUGCAUCAGCUAGAGAGCAGUAUGUGCCAGGAAGUCAUGGGAAUAACGAUUCAUGCAUUACUGGAGGCCGAGAUUCCAAUCCGUUACUUAUAAAUGAUAAUUUGAAACUGGACAUGAGAGAUACACCAUGUAGUUCAGUAUCAACAUGUAAAUUAGAUGCCAAAGAAACUGAAGUGCUGAAUCAAGUUGAAGCUACUUGCGAAUAUGAUGGUGGUUUUAUGGAUGCAGGCUGUGGUAACUCAGGGAAGCUCAGUACAUUCCCUGGAGAAUCAUUUUGUAAGAAGAGUGACAGUCUAGGCCUUCAUAGCAAGUCUGACCUUACAGAGGCUUCCACAAGAAAGAAUAUUUCUCCACGACCAAAUAUAGAUUUCCAUUCUCAAAGUGAGCAUAUUUCUAGUCAUAAUGCUGACUCCAAAGAUAUGGAAGCAUAUCCACCAUGCCAAGUUCUGGAAGAACCUUGUAAGCGCUUGAUAGUUGACGAUGAAUCCUCAUAUCAAGGACUGACAGCUGCUGGUAGUGAUCAUGCGCCAAAGACUAUUAUGCUCCCAAACAAUGAAGCUAGCAAAGCAAUUCGGAUCAGACGUGACAUAUCUUCUGGAAAAUUCAUGAAUGAAGAUGGAUGCUUUGAAUCUGCUUCUGGCUUCGGCAGUUCUGAAUGCAAUUUGCAUGAGUCUGGAAAACCACAGCAGUCACUUCUUCAUGGUCAAGUUUCUGAAUCAGAUUGCAUGUUGUAUGAUGUAAAAGUAUGUGAUAUAUGUGGAGACACUGGCCGGGAGGAGCUUCUUGCUACUUGCAGUAGAUGCAUCGAUGGUGCAGAACAUACUUACUGCAUGAGGAUUAUGUUGGACAAAAUUCCUGAAGGAGAUUGGCUAUGUGAAGAAUGUUGGAUGAAGGAGGAACUUGAGAUGAAAAGGCUGGAUAAAACUGAGACAUUUUCUGGAAAAUUAAAUGUACAAUGCUUGAAUAAGAAAGGCGAGAAUAUUGGGAAGUCCAUGAACCCUGAGAAUUUAGCAAACUUGAACACCAAGCCAACUGACCCUGAAGCAUGUGGGUCCAGUAAAGAAAUGCAAAAUCCAAUGGGAACUCGUAAAAGACACACAUACCAAAUGGAUCUAGCUUCACCAAUGGUCAAGAAGGUUUCUGAAACGGCUGAUGAAGCUUUGAAAGCAGCAAGUCCUAAAAUAUGUAGUGCCUUCGCUCAUGAAAAUUCAUCUAAAAACUUUCAUACAGCUGAAGUAAAGCGAACCAAUAUGGCUUCAUCACUUGGAAGUCAGUAUGCAAAGAGUUCCUGGACCUCUUCUCACUCGCCUUCCCUUGGCUAUAGCUCUUCAAUUGUUAAAGAAAAACUUUUUCCUUCCAAGGGUGGGUCUGCCUCAAAACAAGUUUCUUUCAAGAAGAAUGUGGAACCAAAAGUUGAGCAUUUGGCUGAAGGUGUUCACCAAAAUCUAGCUAAAGAGUCUACACCAAGAAACACACAAUAUCAAUCCUUGGUGGAAACUAUCAACAAAUCUGCUUCAUUCAACAAUAAUAGCUCAGGCCAUCACAACUUCCAAUCAUCUGAAAAUUAUCAAUCAAUCAAGUCACCACAGGAUGAGGACCCUGGAAGUCUUAAACCAAAGAAAGAAAGAAAUGUAACAGAAAGAAAGAGCUCCUUUGUUCUUGAUCACCCAUUUGCCAGUCCACACGUAGGGAGGAAGUCUCUGCCAGAUCUGGGUAUGAAGGUUGCACUACUUAACAGAAACUCAAGUAAGAACCUUGAGCCUAGCAUCCUUGGAACUAGCAAAGGAUUGAAUAGAGAAAAUGAUGCAGAGUAUAAAGAAGUGAAGCAGCGGCAGCCAUCAUUGAAAUGUAAAAGUUAUGGGAUCUUUGAUUCUGAGAAUCGAAAGAGGGGUAAAUUUGUCAAUGAGGAACCUGUUCACGCAAAUUCUGGUGCUAACAAUAGAUCAUAUAAUGAUGCCGGUGGAGUUACAAGCAGUGUGUCUUCUUUUGCAGAGUCUUGGCAUCAAGCUCAUUCGAAAGAUAAAACGAAGAGUAUCCCCAACACAUCAAGGCUCACAAUUUCAGGAGGCAAGAGUGCAUUAUGUUCUGGUAAAUUAACAAAAGCAAGCUAUGCUACUCAGUGCCACCAAAUUGACAAGCUUACUUUAUAUUCUGCAAAGCCUUCUGCUGAUGUGAGUUUAAUCGAUGGAACUAGCAAGAGAAAUAGGUGGAAAGAUGUGGCCAAAGCUGCAAUGUCAAGGAACAACAAAAGUAGAAUAGUUGAUCAGUCUGAGUGUAGAUUGUUAAGCAACCAUGUAAAUUCUGAAGGUUCUUCCAGAAGUUCUUUGACGAGUUCAAUUUGUCAGAAGAACUUUCCUUUAGAAGGAGCACCUGAUGGAAAAGUGAUCCUGAGAAGCUCUGACACCGACUAUAGCAAAACAGAUAGUGCAGCUAACAUGGGGCAAACAGAACAUUCAACCAAAUCUUUAUGUAAUUCUGGAGUAGGGGACUUGAAUGUCAAUCCUACAAAUUUUGAUGAGUUGAAUGAGAAACCGUCGACUCAGUCUUUGCCUCAUCACCCUUCUCUACUUGCGACUAUCUCUAGAUCAGUUAUAAUCCCAGAGCAGGAAUGCAUAUGGCAGGGUGCUUUUGAGAUUUUAAAAAUUGGAACAAUUACCGAAAUUGUUGAUGGAAUUCAAGCCCACUUGUCAAUGUUUGCAUCACCGAAAGUGCAUGAAGUAGUGUGCCAGUUUCCAUGCAAAAUCCAAUUAGAGGAAGUUCCUCGGGUUAGCUUGUGGCCGUUGCAGUUUCAGGAAAUCAAUCCUAAAGAAUUUAAUAUUGCACUAUAUUUUUUUGCUAAAGAUUCUGAGAGUUACGAAAGAUCUUACCGGAAGGUGUUGGAAGCUGCAAUAGAAAAUGAUUUAGCCCUCAAAGGGAACAUCAGCGAGGUGGAGCUUCUUAUAUUUCCUUCAAGUAUGCUACCCGAGAGUUCGCAACGUUGGAACAUGUUAUUUUUUCUUUGGGGUAUCUUCAGAGGAAGGAAAUCAGACUCCUUAAAGCCUCAUACUGAUUUGCAGGAGCUCUGUGAAUCAACGAUAAUCACAGAUCCCACUGUUCAAGAAUUAUCGCCUUCUCAUACUGGUGAAUUAUCUACCUUUCAGAAACAUGAUUCCCAGAAGUAUCCACCAAAAGAAUUUUCGAGGGGAAAUGAAUCAUCUGGGCCCAGCACCUCUGGCCCUGAUGAUAUCUGCAAGACACAGAAUUUUUUAUACAAGGCAGCCGGUGAAAAAGAGAGUGGUGAACUUUCAAAUCAUAAUUCAGAUUUGUGUCCCAGGAUCUACUCUUUUGAUCUUAAUGAGAUAUGUCCAGCAGUAAAAAGCAAUGAAACCAACCUGGGGAACUUGGAUGAUGUUGCUGUUGCUGGAAAGAUUCCCGGUAUUCAUGCAAAUAGUGUACGACAUAGCCUUAGUGGAUCAUUGCUUGGAUAUUCAGCUUCUUCUUUUGGACAAGAUAAUGGAGGGACAAGAAAGAUUAAAGAGAAAGAAUGCUCAGUGAUAGAAUUUGGGACUAAGGACAAUAUAAUGAAAAUUGAUUGCCUGAGCUGGGGAUCAAAGCCUAAUAUGAAACGUGCACACACUUGCUCAGCCACAUAUGGUGAAGCAUCACAGAGCACUGAUGGAGCAAAUACUUGGCAGGAGAAAGCAGGUUAUUUCUGUUCAGAAGAUGACCUAGAACACAAAAGGAUGAAACAUUACAGCGAAGGACAUGGUACCGGUAGUCAUAGAGAUCAUAGUAUCGAUGGUAGAUCACCAUUUAAGGUACAACCAUUUGUGACUAGCUACUUACAUGAACAACAGCAAAGAUAUGGUGUCAACUAUGGCAUUGUGAUGACUGAGAGCUUAAGAUGCACUGAAAGGAGCUUCUUUCCGGUGGAUGCAUGCCCUCUUAGGAACAAUGUGGUGGAGAACUUCGGGUACUUCAUUUCUCGGGACGAUGAGGCCUCACAAGAGCCUGAUACCCCAGAUCUUGAACUAUCUCUGGGUGGUAAGAAGCAGUCAUUGAAGAAGGAAAUAUUUGCGUCAUUUCAUCCUUCGGUUGAUAAGGGAGGACUAUAUAAGCUGUCUGGUUCCACCUUUAGCGAAGAUGAUACGUCGGCAUGUCUCUCUCUAUCUCUUACCUCUCCUGACAUGGAGAAAAAAAAUACAGAAAAUCCUGUUCCUAAAGAAUUGCAUCGUGGCAACACUAUUCUGAAUCUGUUUGGUGGCUCCACUGACACUUGAAUCCACCGUCAAGUCCGCAUACCUUCGACAUUAGUGGCUAACCAUACUGUGAAUCGAACAUAGAGUAGCAUCAGAAGCCUUGAGCAUGUGUUUAUAGCCUACAAGUUCUCUUUUUUCUUUUACCUUUCCUUUUUGUUCUCUCUUUUUCUUAGUUCUUGAUUUGAGGAGUGAAGUGUCACGGUUUGGUUGUACAUAAGAGAAAGAUGGCAGCACACUGGGAAUGUCAUGCGGUACUCCUUAUAUAAGACAACUGUGAGGCUUCGUAGUUGUAUACUUUGUUCGGAUAUGAUCUUAUAUACAAGUUCUUUUAGUCGAUGAUGCUAAUUA
Molecule: messenger RNA, 5517 nt
Organism: Musa acuminata subsp. malaccensis (wild Malaysian banana)
Lineage: Eukaryota; Viridiplantae; Streptophyta; Magnoliopsida; Zingiberales; Musaceae
Product: ASI1-immunoprecipitated protein 2
Source: RefSeq, a predicted model, not a curated record